UAUGGCAGUCUGGGCAAUAAAAAAUUGUGUGUUUUGUUGGCUUGUUGGAUAAAAAAAAAAGAAAAAAGAAAAGAAGAAAAGAAAAAAAACUCAAUGGCUGAUAAUAAACCCAAACUCCCAUUCCGCACGAAGCUCCUCGCCUCCGCCUAUGCCCUGAUAUCUUCCUUCUGUUUCCGCUCCGACGGCACCGUCAACCGCCGUCUCCAAAACCUAAUCCACCGCAAAGUGCCCGCCCCGGCCACCACCCUCGUCGGCCAAGCCUCCGUCUCCUUCACCGACGUCCCAGUCGAACCUUCUAGAAACAUCUGGUUUCGCCUCUUCGUCCCCUCCGUUGACCAAUUCAACUCCCCUCUCCCCCUCGUCGUCUACUUUCACGGCGGCGGAUUCGACUCCCUGGGCCCCGAUCUGAAGGAAUACCACGAUUUCUGCUGCCGAAUCGCUGCGUCCGUCCCCGCCGCCGUCGCCUCCGUGAAAUACCGCCUCGCGCCGGAGCACCGGUACCCUGCGGCGUACGACGACUGCUUCGACGCCUUGAAGUUCAUCGACAGCGAAAAUUGCUCCGUCCUCCCGUCGAAUGUGGAUCUCGAGGACUGCUUUCUCGCCGGAGACAGCGCCGGGGGGAACAUCGCGCACCACGUGGCGGCGAGAUCGUGCGGAUCGAGCUUCCGGAGGCUGAGAAUUUCCGGCUUACUGUCGAUCCAGCCGUUCUUCGGCGGCGAAGAGCGGACGGAAUCGGAGAUCCGCCUGGGCAGAGGGGUGUUGCUGACUCUGGACCGCGCGGACAAGGCGUGGCGGAAUUUCCUGCCGGAGGGCGCGAGCAGAGACCACGAGGCGGCGCACGUGUUCGGGGGGAAGUUGCCGGAGAAGUUUCCGAGGACGCUUCUGAUCAUCGGAGGGUUCGAUCUGCUGCAAGAUUGGCAGCGGAGGUACGGCGAAUGGGUGAGAAGGUGUGGGGUGGAAGUGAGGGCGGUGGAGUAUCCCAACGCGAUCCAUGGAUUCUAUGCCUUCGGCGAGUUGCCGGAAUCCGCCAUGCUUGUUGAAGAAAUCAAUAACUUCAUGGGAACUAGUAAUUAAAUUAUUAGACUCAUGCUAGAAAUCAAUGACACUACGGAUGACAAUUGUCUAUAAAUUCAUGUAUGCGUACAAUAAUCGAAGACAAUAAUUGGUUGUGAAUAUG
Molecule: messenger RNA, 1177 nt
Organism: Cuscuta campestris
Lineage: Eukaryota; Viridiplantae; Streptophyta; Magnoliopsida; Solanales; Convolvulaceae
Source: the annotation of a GenBank genome assembly